Molecule: messenger RNA, 1938 nt
Organism: Penicillium digitatum Pd1
Lineage: Eukaryota; Fungi; Ascomycota; Eurotiomycetes; Eurotiales; Aspergillaceae
Source: RefSeq, a predicted model, not a curated record
AUGGAAACGCUCAAUACGCAACAUCAACAGGCUCAUACCACGGUUCGCCCCAACCGCCUUCACCUUACUCUGGAGGACGAGGGGGAUGGACUGGGCCGCCUCCGUAUUCUGGAACUGGUCAUACCUCUCCUUGCCGACAUGAUGACUAUUCAUCGCAAAAUGGAAAUUAUUUUCAUGCCCAAGGUCAAUUUAGCGUCUCACAAUGACCCGCAAUCCCCACGGGCUGGAGAAAGUGAUCAUUAUGCCCGGCCCUCCAGUAGGGAUGAAGGGGUGAACCAGGCACAAGCCCAACCCGAUGGUGGAAAUCCCCAGUCCAUGCCGCCUCCGACCCACGAAUCCAACGAAACAACGCCGGCAAACAAGGGCGGGAAAUUCAGCUUUGCUUUCAAGUCCAAGGCUGCACCCUCUCCCGCUCCAAAACCAGUACCUGACCUUGCCCAGAGGAUGCAACAGGUCCGCGAGCUGGUCCCUCGUGUACCAGAGCCACCCCAACAACCUCGCAAUCGGUUUACCAAUGGGCCACUGCCCAAAUUCAAACCGGAUCUAAGGGCUGAUCGCCGUGACCGGGACCGUGGACGAAAUCGCGAUCGAGACCGUAGAGACUUCCGGGAGCCGCGAGAAUUCCGUGAUCCACGGGAUCGAAGGGAUGAUCGCCGGUUCGAUCAACGUCGUGAUCGACGACAGGGAGAACGACUCCCGGACAAGCCCUCGGACUGGCAAGAUCGCCGCCGUGGCCCUUCCCCACAACCGCCAAGAGAGGCACUACCUCCCAAGCAGAAGCGGGUUCUUACUCGCCUUAAACCGCGCCCCACACUCCCUGAGGAGUUCGCUAAUGCCGAAUCUGUGUACUACAGAAAGCCGGGCAAUGAGUCUGUGAUCGGCGCUGGAACAUAUGGAAAAGUGUUCAAAGGAAUUCACGUCUAUACCCAGCGUAAAGUUGCACUAAAGAAGAUCCGAAUGGAGGGCGAGAAGGAUGGCUUCCCUGUCACGGCUGUUCGAGAGAUCAAGCUGCUUCAGCAUCUCCGAAAUCACAAUGUCGUCAGCCUCUUGGAGGUCAUGGUUGAAAAAAAUGAAUGUUUCAUGGUCUUUGAAUACCUCUCUCACGACCUGACUGGUCUGAUCAAUCAUCCCACUUUCUCUCUCACCCUGCCACACAAGAAGGAUCUGGCGAAGCAAAUGUUCGAAGGUCUCAAUUAUCUUCAUCACCGAGGGGUCCUACAUCGCGACAUCAAAGCAGCCAACAUAUUGAUCAGCAAUCGUGGAUUGUUGAAGUUUGCUGACUUUGGCCUGGCCCGAUUCUUCUCCAAAAGUCGUCAACUUGACUACACCAACCGAGUGAUCACCAUCUGGUACCGACCACCGGAACUCCUCUUGGGUGAAACCCGUUAUGGCCCGGCUGUCGAUGUGUGGAGUGCUGCAUGUGUUUGCAUGGAGAUGUUCACCAAAAAGGCUGUUUUCCCCGGUGAAGGUGGUGAAUUGAGCCAAAUGGAUAAGAUCUACAAUGCUUUGGGUACUCCUACUAAGACUGAAUGGCCUGACCUUGUGGAGAUGCCCUGGUUCCACUUGAUGCGGCCCACGGAACGAAGGAAGCGCGUUUUCGAGGAUGUAUACCGUGAUGUGCUGACAACUGGUGCAAUGGACCUCAUCUCCUCGAUCUUUCGCUAUGACCCUUCACAGCGGCCGAGCGCUGAGGAUGUUCUUAAACAUCCAUACUUCGUAUCGGAGGAACCAGCUCCUCACCCACCGAUUGAAUUGGAGCACGUUGAAGGUGACUGGCACGAAUUUGAAUCCAAGGCGCUCCGCAAGGAAGCUCGACGCGUUGAGUACCAGAACCAAAAGGACCGCGACAAGCGCAAGGCCGACGCAUCGGUGCCCAGCAGCGAUCGGGAUUUCAAGCGAACCAAGCAAGAUUCAAGUGAUCGUGUCUCUGCCCAGUAA